This is a messenger RNA of Bemisia tabaci, 1233 nucleotides long. RefSeq lists its product as uncharacterized. The record is from RefSeq and is a predicted model, not a curated record. NCBI's taxonomy places the organism in Eukaryota, Metazoa, Arthropoda, Insecta, Hemiptera, Aleyrodidae.
CAGAAUAGCAAUCAAAUGGCUUUUUCCGACUAAGUCAUCUCUCACGGUUUGCGCCUUUAAAUAGUCGAGUGAAAAGUCGCCAAUGGCACAUUACGACUGCAGACAUGGCAGUUCGCGUUAGUCGUGUUUCUCUCCUCUUUUUCGGGGUUGCUGCGCUGACAACGAGCUUUGUGCUCGUCCAAGCCGCACCUUUCAAGGAAACGGCCGAAAUCGAUGAGGUGAAUCUCAACACCCGCGACUUGAACGUGGACGACGGAAAUUCGCUCGAAACCCGAGAUCUCUGGGAUACUUUGGGCCUGAGCGGAGUCGUAAGCAGCCCUAGCGGUUUCAAAGACUUCGCCAACAACUUCGGAAAUGAAGAUCAGGACUUCAGCAAUGUGGUCUUCGACUCAGGGAACGGUGGCACCCAGGACAGCUUUAACAACUUCGGCGGCGGUAACCAGAACUUCAGGGGCGCGGUUUUCAACACGGGCGGCAAAGGACGCAACGGCGGGACGAAGGGCAGUUUCAACAACAGCGGUGGCGGCACCCAGCUCUUCGGGAGGGGCGCAAAGUUCAAUCUGGGCCCGACCACCGACAGCUUCAACAACUCGGGCCCCGGCAAGCAGACCGGCCUCGACACGGCCACCUUCGUGACGGGCCCCGUGAAGAACAGCUUCAACGGCCGGAACGCGCCCCCCGGGAGUUCUGGAGAGCCCGCCAAGGGAACCAAAAGCCCCAAGAAACCCCAGCCAGCCUCCUCGUUCAGCCUAUUCAGCUGGCUCGGCUGGUAACCCGAUGACACCACCAAGAUCCCCGCCUCCAGUUUCACCCGAUAAAUACCGGGUGACACCACCAAGAUCACCCCCUCCGGUCGGUUCACCCGAUAAAUACUGGAAGUCACCCCAAAAAUCACCCCCUCUGGUUGGUUCACCUGAUAAAUACCGGAAGACACCGUCAAGAUCAGCCCCUUCGGUUGGUCCAAACUAUAAAUACCGGAAGACAUCCCAAAGAUCAGCCUCUGCGGUUGGCUCACCCGGUAAAUACCGGAGAUCCCCCAGUAAAAAUAAGCCAAAAAAUCGUAGCCCCCAAAAAAGAUACCGACCAAAGACAAAGAGACAACUCUGAGACCAUUUUAUCUCACGAAUCGGUUGUAUUGAACUUGUCGAGUAUUUGAAUUUUUUAAACCGCGUAAUUUUUUGUUUCCAUGAUUGCAAUUAUUUUCCAUUGAUCGAAUACAUUUUACUGAGCAGA